Molecule: messenger RNA, 1441 nt
Organism: Magnolia sinica
Lineage: Eukaryota; Viridiplantae; Streptophyta; Magnoliopsida; Magnoliales; Magnoliaceae
Exons: 3
Coding region: 63-1316 (417 amino acids)
Source: RefSeq, a predicted model, not a curated record
CUCCCUUCCAACACCAGCAAAGAGACAGAAAGCAAGAGAAACAGGUCUUCUCUCUAUCAGCCAUGGCACUGAACCUAGCUCUGGAAACAGCUUCGGCAACCAAGCCUUCUCCUUUCCUCAACUCCAUCUUCAUGUCGACUGUGAGCACCGCGGCAAAGACGCUUGCUACGGUUGCCAAAGCCGCUUCUGGAGAAUUAGAUGGGCAGAAAUGGAGGCCCAAAGACCAUCUAAGAUACAUGCUCAUGAUGAUGAUCUGGAUGACUGUGUGGGUCCUUAGGGUUAUGGUGGACCACUUUCCUUGUUCCAUCAUUCAAUCCCCACCGGCCAUUCUCGAUGGCUUGGUCUCCGGCAGAUCUUCGUCUUCAGAUUCACUGGUUUUGCAUGAAGAGUUUGGUGAUGGGUCUUCAACUAAUGCCAUUGGGAGGGCUCUCUCUCAUAUAUUCGCGCUUGUAAACGAGACCCCAGCCACGUCGCGCAAGUACCAGUUCGCGGUGGCGAUGGCGGACAAGAUCGUGGACGAGAACGCCCGAGAGGGCCAUGAAUACCUGGCCGAGAUCAACCGAACGGCUCUCUCCGCGGCUUUCUCCCGUACAUCCAACCUCCUCUACCGAUCCCUCCAGACCAUGCACUCCAUCUACCAGCACUCCGACGAUACCUCCACGUGGCCUGCUCGUGUAAUCCACUCGCUCCCCCUCGGGUCCCACCUCCUCUCCUACUUCAAGGGCAUCUGCUUCUGCCUCGGGAGCUUCUUCCCUUCCUCGUCGCCUGACACGUCAAGAUCGCAGAAGCAACUGGCAGCAGCCAGUGACGUGACCUGGGUAGCCGGUGGGGACGAGAGUGUGUUGGCUGAGAAGCUGGCGCAGGAGCUGCUAUGGAUAACGAGCAAAAUGAGGCUUUGUUCGGCCGUGGAAGAGGCCGUUGUGCAGUGGAGCUUUGCUACGGGCCUGGCGUCGCUUUCUCUGACCGCGAAUACGCGAGUACAAGGCUCUAUCGUCAAAAUAACGGCAAUCCUCAUGAGGGAGCUCGCUCGUGGAGAAUUCGAGGCGGGAAGGCAGGUGAAGUUCCGGAUCUUCGUCCUCUGGCUACCUCUUCUCUGCUACGCGAGCAACGGACUAACCUGCCCCGUUCUAACGGGAUUCGAGAAAGGGGAGAUGGAGCGUGUGAUGGAGGAUGUGAUCUCGAGCUUGCCUGCAACCGACCAGGAAGUAAUUCUCGCAAACUGGCUGCAGGAUUUCACUGUUUCCUGCUCCGACUGGCCCAAUCUCCAGAGAUGCUAUGAUCGAUGGUGCCGAUGCUCCCGGAAGUUACUUCUCUAGUUACUACCCCUUGUUUUUUUUAUAGAUAACGCCCGUUUUUUCACUAAGUUCUCUAACGCAGUAGUACCACUUGGUACUGUUACAUUACGAGAAUGGAGAAAAUAUGGGUGUGGCUUUCUUGUUUA